AUGCGGAGUUACGUGACAAAAGUGCACAUGCGGAACCGUACGAGAAUCUUGAUUUUGCCUACAUUGCCGUCCACGGAUGGCAAUAUCUCCUAUCCCAAAGAUUGCCCAUUUACGGCCAUGUUACCAACUGUGCCAAAAUGUCGCAAAAAACGUGUUUUGUCACCUGACGGUCACUGCAGACCUUUCGACAUCAAGGCAAACGGAUAUUCACGUGGUGAAACAGUGACAGUGGCAUACAUUCAAAAGAUGAAGAAUGCGAAAAGGAUUUACGCCAUAUGUCCACAUAUUAAAUUGAACAAUGAUGGCUAUAAAGAAGAAGGACUAACAUAUCCAUCGAUGCUUAUGCAAAGUACUUUACUGAUGGAAUUUUACGAUGAAUGCGGAAUACCGAAAUCAUGUUUGGAUUACAUUGAAGCACAUGGUACGGCUACCAAAGUUGGCGAUUUUCAGGAAGUUAGUGCACUCCAGAACGCUUUGUGUAAAAAUAGAGAAACUCCGUUAAUGAUUGGUUCUGUAAAAUCUAAUCUUGGUCAUGCUGAAAGUGCGAGUGGUUUUGGUCAGAUCGCCAAGAUAAAACAAGUAAUUUUUGCUUUUAUUUACUAA
Molecule: messenger RNA, 603 nt
Organism: Solenopsis invicta (red fire ant)
Lineage: Eukaryota; Metazoa; Arthropoda; Insecta; Hymenoptera; Formicidae
Product: fatty acid synthase-like
Exons: 2
Coding region: 1-603 (200 amino acids)
Biological process (GO): fatty acid biosynthetic process
Molecular function (GO): fatty acid synthase activity
Source: RefSeq, a predicted model, not a curated record